Molecule: messenger RNA, 3882 nt
Organism: Cyclospora cayetanensis
Lineage: Eukaryota; Apicomplexa; Conoidasida; Eucoccidiorida; Eimeriidae
Product: 5'-3' exoribonuclease 2
Exons: 12
Coding region: 1-3882 (1293 amino acids)
Biological process (GO): nuclear-transcribed mRNA catabolic process
Cellular component (GO): nucleus
Molecular function (GO): 5'-3' RNA exonuclease activity; RNA binding
Source: RefSeq, a predicted model, not a curated record
AUGGGGGUGCCUACCUUUUACAGGUGGCUCAGUUGUAGAUAUCCCAGAGUAGUCGUUGAUGUGGGGCCUCACCAUGCAGCCGAUGCCGUGCGAGAGAGAGAGGAGGCUCUGCGGAAAGAGGAGGCGCAGAGAGAGGAAAAGAGGGGUGACGAGGAGAUCAAGAGACUCGCCGAAGAACAAGGGCGAUAUGACUGUCUCUACCUGGACAUGAAUGGCAUUAUUCACCCUUGCUGUCACUCAGACGACGGACUAAGCCCUCCCAGCGAAGAUGAUAUGUUUAAGGCCAUCUUUUUGUACGUUGAUCGGCUAGUCGAGAUCGUGCAGCCGAGGCUUCUGCUAUACUUGGCGAUCGAUGGGGUGGCUCCACGCGCGAAAAUGAAUCAGCAGCGGAUUCGCCGCUUUAAGGCGGCUAAGGACAUAGAGGAGGAGCAGGAAGCCUAUGAGGCUCUCAAGCAGCAGUUUAUUGAGGAAGGGAGGGCAGUGCCUAAUCCCAAGCAAAAGUGGGAUAGUAACUGCAUUACACCUGGAACGCCUUUUAUGGAUAGGCUGGCGAGGUCUCUUAGGUACUAUAUAGCGGAUCGGCUGGCGAGCCACCCGCUCUUCAGAAACCUGCAAGUUGUAUUUUCGGAUGCAAACGUUCCAGGGGAAGGCGAACACAAAAUCGUCGAGUUUAUUCGAGAGCAGCGAAAGCUGUCACACUAUCCGCCGAACUUGCGGCACGUGUUGCAUGGCGCAGAUGCCGACUUGAUCAUGCUGGGGCUUGCUACGCAUGAGGCGCACUUUUUUAUUUUGAGAGAAGCCGUGAUUGAAAGGCCACCACCUCCGAAAGAGGGACUGCUCGAUGCUGCAGCGGCGGAGGGGGCAGCUGCAGGAGAGACGGUGGUUCACAAGAGGGAACGGGAAGACUUCGAGGAAGCCGAGGAAGCGAUGAAGAGGGAGCUGGAAGUGAAGGCUUCGUGGAAGCCUCUACAGAUGAUCCAGCUACCCGUCUUGAGAGAAUACAUUCAGCAUGAGCUCUGCGACAACGGACGGUACAACGCGGAGAGGGUGAUAGACGACUUUGUCUUUUUGUGCUUUCUUUGUGGGAACGAUUUCCUGCCCCAUCUUCCCCACCAGUCGAUCCAGAGAGGCAGCAUUGACAGUCUCCUUGAGGUGUAUGUACACCUCAGACCGCACGUCCUGACAGGCUACCUGACCGACGGAGGCCGUGUGGAUCUGAAAAACUUGGAAGCCUUCUUGUGCGCUUUCGCGAAAGUGGAGGACGAGCUUAUUAAACGGGAACUUACACGAAAGGAGAGGCUGCGGGAGAAACACGCCUUUGAGCAGCAGAAGCUCCUAGGAGCCGCAGGGGCUUUAGAGGAGAGGCACAUCCAGCAACAGCCUCACUGGCAGAAACAGGAAACACAUCCAGCAGGGAAGGAAAUACAGCCAAGGCGUGAGGGUUUGCCCUCCAACGAAGAAGUUGCACGGCGUCUCAAGAUGCAGCUGCUGGGCGAAGAGGUCUCGGGAGAGCUCUCCUCCGCCCAUGUCGAGGAUGCGUCGAAAGAGGAUGCAUCCCGCAAGGCUGAUGCUGCUGCGUCGCCUCCUCCCUCCGCUUCUACGGAGGCAGAAGACGCAGCAGGAGCACCAUCGGCUGCAUCUCUGGCUUCAGCAGGCACCGCAGCGCAUCUCGUAGAUGCGGACUCUGCGCCUCUAGCGAAGCGCAUGAAGAAUCCUGAGGGGGCUGCCAAGGGCGUGGCUUCUCGCAGUCGGUGGGAGGAGGAUGUUGAUUUGUUCAAGGCACGCAUGCAGGCAGCGCUGAGCGGCUGUCGUGAGGUAGACAUGCAUGCGCUGCUGCAUGAGGGUGUCGACAGUGGUGUGGGGUGCAGGACGCGAGAUAGGUGGCGUGUGGAAUACUAUCAGGAGAAGUUUCACUUGGGCGCUCUGGAGGAGGUCGCUCCCUUUGCUGCUUCCGUGUCUGAGGUGUACAUUAGAGGCCUCCAGUGGGUUUUGCUCUAUUACUUUGAGGGGUGCAGCAGUUUUGAUUGGUUUUUUCCGUUCCAUUACGCACCACUCGCCGUGGAUGUGUGGGAAGCGGUCAGACUCAUCAACAGCAGGAAGGCGCAGCGGAAGCGGCAGUUGGCUGCCGAAGGACGGGAUGAGGAGGCACUAGAAGGAGCUAAGGUGAGGCAGGGAGCGUAUCGAAGGGAGUCAUCGUCUUCGCGAGGAGGGACGGGAGAAAAGCGAGGAGGUGAAGGGCGAUCAAGGGGUGGUUUUUGCUUCUUGUCUUGCAGCACUCGUUAUGUGUGGGGGGGAAGGCUGCAGGGGCAGGAUGGGGAGUAUUGCUGCUCUCUCCUUGUUGACGCAUGCGAGGCGAGGGCAGAAGCCGCAGCAUUUGACUUGUUUCCCCCUUCGCGCCCUCUGAAGCCUGUCGAGCAGCUGAUGGCCGUUCUGCCCCCCUUCAGCGCGAACUGCUUGCCGGAGGCGCAUGCGAAGACGAUGCUAUCGCCCCUUUCUUCCAUUGCAGACUUCUACCCAACGAAAUGCAAAUACGAUCCUAACGGAAAGAGGUACCAGUGGCAGUGGGUCGUCUUGCUUCCCUUCAUUGACAAGCGACGCUUGCUUGCCGUUUCAAAGCAACUGGAGAAGACGCUUUCUCCGGAAGAGCAGCGCCGCAAUCGCCUCUCGGAGGCUGAGAUGCAUGUGCAUGAGAGCCAUCCUCUUGCCGCAGAGAUGCAGCAACUGACUGCAGCACGAGGACGCGGUCUAAGACUUGAUGAGGAGCCAGAGUGGCAGCAGACGGAAGAUGAGAGAAAACUUCCUCGAGGCGUAGUAGGCGAAGGACACAUCAUGAUCGCAGAUUCCAGUGGAGGCUUUGGAGGACGGCUUUUCUGCAUCGAAAGCGCCUAUACACCUGGCAUGCGAAUUGACAGUCCUGUUGAGGGUCUUUCCGCGGUGUGCUGUGCUUCGCGGUGCUGCUAUAUAUCCCCUCCACGUAUCCCGCUGUCUCGGCAUCUUUCGAGCCUCCUUCCUGGCGCUGUUAGCCUGGGCCCUUUCCUGGAUAAGUAUGAUUUGGAGGACGAGUCUCGAAAGGGCAGGGCUUUUAAUGGAGCAGCAGCUCGCCGCAUGGUCGCCUUCGCGCUGGGGGGGGUGGCGCGACAGCAGCCUCAGCAGCAACAACAACCGCAACACGGGUGGGACGGCACCUCUGACGGCGGAAGCCGCUCUCAGAAUAGGGGGGGGCCCCCCUGUGUGAUCAGCAACCACCAGCGGCAGCAGCAGCAGCAGCAGCAGCAGCAGUUGCUGCAUAUGCAGCACUUCAGGGGGCAUCUGCCCCCGCAGCUGUGGAGGCAUCCCUAUGGGACUGCGUCUGCUCCUGGCGUGCCUGUAGUACAGUCCGCUGCCUUUGCAGCUGCUGCCGCUGCUGCCCCUCAGCAUAUCAUUCCGGUGGCUGUGCGACUUCAGCAGCAACUGAAUCCCAGGGGGGGCCCCUUCCAGGGCGGUCAGGCGCACGCGGGGGGGCCCCCGAUGUACAAUCAGGGCACCAGAUGGGAUGCACAGGUGUCUGGAGGUGGUGCCUCGCAUGCACCGUGGGGUGGUGCGUCUGAGUACCGAAGUGGGCCUCCAGGGGGCCCUCCGCAUCCCCCUCGAGACCCCAGAAUCACAGGAGCAGAAACUAAGCGCCCUGUGGUCGCGCAAUGUACUUUUAACGAAUAUAGACACGCGACGGCACACCGCGCGAGUCCGCGUAUGCGGCUGCAACAGCAUGGAAAAAGGGUCACACAAAUAAUAUGGGGGAAAACAGCCGAGAGUGGCGCUAAGGGAGUCAGAGAACGCAAAGAGACGCAAGGGGCAGAGAAGAGGACGGAACAGAAGAUGAAGAGAGGGACGGCAGCGAGGUAG